Malus domestica (apple) is the source of this 723-nucleotide messenger RNA. Its product is annotated as auxin-responsive protein SAUR50-like. NCBI's taxonomy places the organism in Eukaryota, Viridiplantae, Streptophyta, Magnoliopsida, Rosales, Rosaceae. The record is from RefSeq and is a predicted model, not a curated record. Gene Ontology annotation, biological process: response to auxin.
CUCCAAUCUCCCCCAUCAAAUCAUCUUACACACUUCCCCUCAUCUCUCAUCUCUCUCUCUAUACCCUCAACCCAUUACACAAUACUAUUCAAACCUUUUACACAAACACAACAAUGGCUAUCAGCAAAAAAUCAAACAAGCUACCUCAAACAGCAGCUUUAAAGCAAAUUCUGAAGAGAUGCUCAAGCUUUGGGAAGAAAAAUGUGUACAACAAUGAAUGUGGUCUUCCGGACGAUGUGCCAAAGGGGCAUUUUGCAGUGUAUGUCGGUGAAAACAGAAGCAGAUAUAUUAUCCCAAUUACAUGGCUGGGGCAUCCAGAGUUCCAAACUCUUCUCCAAAGAGCUGAGGAGGAGUUUGGAUUUAACCACGACAUGGGUUUAACUAUUCCUUGCGAAGAAGUCGUUUUUCGCUCUCUAAUCUACCAAAUAUAUUGAUUUCUUGAUCGUCGUCUGGGUGAUAAAGAAAAGGAAGGGUUUUUCUUUUUUGGGUUUCUGCAGAAUGUGCAACAGAAAUGAAGCUUAUUGCUAGCUGCGUCAUUCUUUUUUCACGCUUUCUGCAAACCUUGAUUAAUUUGUAAUAUAAAUUGAUGUAUAUGUCGUCGAAACUUGGUGGCUCUAAUUAACAGUGAUUUAUUAACGUUAGUGAUUGUAUAUUGAUGAUGCUUAUGAUCAUAUGUAAGGAGUUAUUCUUCAGUGAGACAUUUAAUGAAGGACUUCAAGGGGA